AUGUCGACAGUCUCAAAACUUGUUGCGUUGUUGACCCUGACUGUAGGUUGUCAUGGCUCACCUUUCGGCCAUUUCGCUCCACAUGUCGUCGUGUGUAAUGGUACCGAGCAGCUGAGGCCAACCUACGAUUAUGUUAUUGUUGGCGGCGGGACGAGCGGUCUUGUUGUUGCAAAUCGCUUGACUGAGAACCCUCACAUCAGUGUUCUAGUCAUUGAACGUGGUUACCUGUUAGUCCUCCACCCUCCCAUCUUGCCUGGUCUCGCGGUCCCAAACAAGUAUCUCAGGACGGACACCAGUAUCCCUCAAUCUGGUCUCAACAACCGCACUGCCCCUCUGUACACUGGUGAUGUCGUGGGUGGAGGAACAGUAGUGAAUGGCAUGUUCUUUGCUCGUGGAGCGAGAGCUGACUAUGAUGCCUGGGAACAACUAGGAAACCCUGGAUGGGGUUGGGAUGGACUGUUGCCUUACUUCAAGAAGAGCGAGACGUUCACACCACCAAUUGAGGAGAUUCAGGAGAUGUUUCCUGGAGUGAUCUCCUCCGGUUUGGAGCCUCAUGGUAUCGAUGGACCUGUGGGAUCAAGUUUCUCAAACUAUCAGUAUCCAGUGAUCGGUAAGCUGCACCUCCCCUUGACUUCUUGGAUAACCCAACCUGACAUUUUCUCUUCUCGUACAGAAAACUUCUUUGCUGGUUGGGACAGCAUCGGUGUUGCCAUAAACCCUCAACCGAACAACGGAGAAGCUACUGGUGCUUUUUACAGUACCAUUUCCGCAUAUGCGAAGAAUCAGUCUAGGGCACAUGCCUCGAAUGCUUACUAUCGACCUGUCGCCAAUGUGCGAAGAAAUUUGCAUCUGCUUACUGGACACACUGUUUCCAAGAUCAAUUUCGACAAAGAGUUGAAAGCUGUCUCUGUUGAUGCUACGAACGAGACCAGUACGGUGAGAUCAAGCCGAGAGAUCAUCAUGGCAGCAGGCGCCGCCCGUACUCCUCAGAUCCUGCAGCUUUCUGGCAUUGGACCUGAGCCGCUGUUGUCAAGUCUUGGGAUUGAGACUAUUGUGAAUCUACCGGGAGUAGGCAGCAACUUCCAGGAUCAGCCUACUCUGUAUAUGCAAUUCAGCUACGGCAACUAUACCUUCCCGAGCCCGGACUGGAUUCUCUCGAAUGCGAGCUGGGCUGCUGAGCAACUUGAUGUAUACUACAAGAACCGUACAGGUCCAAUGACUGUCCCUUAUCUGGGCGGCAGCACCGUAGCUUUUCUCCCUCUUCAAAACAUCACUUCUGACUACCACUCCAUCAUCGCUUCCACAUCACCAGUAAACCUCUCAUCCCUGCUUCCACUAUCAACUCACCCAUCCAUCAUCGCUGGCUACAGAGAACAAAUCAAACUCCUCGAAUCUUUUUACUCAUCUGCUCAUGCGGCAGUAGCAGAGAUAGCCUGGGAAGGCGGCAACACCCUUCCUCUCGCCAUCAUCCGUCCAUCCAGCCGAGGAUCCAUAUACAUCAACACCACAGACCCUUCUGCCGCCUCUGUGGUCGACUUCAACACAUUCUCCCACCCUAUAGACAUGGCCAUCGCCGUCGCAUCUGUCAAGAAAAUCCGCGAUUGGGCUUCUUCACCGCCCAUGCAAGCUCUGGGAACUGUAGAAAUCUUUCCAGGUAAGAAUGUCUCGACCGAUGCGGAAAUUGAAGAGGCAAUUAGAGAUGCAGCGACGAGCUCGUGGCAGCAUCCUUCGUCAACGACGGCGAUGAUGAGGAGGGAGUUGGGUGGAGUUGUGGAUGAUGAGUUGAGAGUGUAUGGUACGAAAGGGUUGAGGAUAGUUGAUUCGGGUGUUUUUCCUAUGGUUGUGGCUGGACAUACCAGUAGUAGUGUUUAUGCUGUUGCUGAAAAGGCGGCUGAUAUCAUCAAGGCGGCUUGGGUGUAA
Aureobasidium vineae is the source of this 1920-nucleotide messenger RNA. The record is from the annotation of a GenBank genome assembly. Lineage: Eukaryota; Fungi; Ascomycota; Dothideomycetes; Dothideales; Saccotheciaceae.